This is a messenger RNA of Mus musculus (house mouse), 1661 nucleotides long. It is a transcript of the gene S100b, whose product is annotated as S100 protein, beta polypeptide, neural. Gene Ontology annotation, molecular function: calcium ion binding; calcium-dependent protein binding; protein homodimerization activity. NCBI's taxonomy places the organism in Eukaryota, Metazoa, Chordata, Mammalia, Rodentia, Muridae. Gene Ontology annotation, biological process: response to anesthetic; positive regulation of myelination; positive regulation of canonical NF-kappaB signal transduction. Gene Ontology annotation, cellular component: nucleoplasm; ruffle; extracellular region. The transcript is spliced from 3 exons. Bases 132 to 410 code for a protein of 92 amino acids. The record is from RefSeq and is marked validated.
GUGGACUGCGCCAAGCCCACACCCAGUUCUCUCUGCAGGAAGAAUAAGAAGCUGUUCUGUCUACACUCCUGUUACUCGGACACUGAAGCCAGAGAGGACUCCAGCAGCAAAGGUGACCAGGAGCUCCCGGGAUGUCCGAGCUGGAGAAGGCCAUGGUUGCCCUCAUUGAUGUCUUCCACCAGUACUCCGGGCGAGAGGGUGACAAGCACAAGCUGAAGAAGUCAGAACUGAAGGAGCUUAUCAACAACGAGCUCUCUCACUUCCUGGAGGAAAUCAAGGAGCAGGAAGUGGUGGACAAAGUGAUGGAGACGCUGGACGAAGAUGGGGAUGGGGAGUGUGACUUCCAGGAGUUCAUGGCCUUCGUCGCCAUGGUGACCACGGCCUGCCAUGAGUUCUUUGAACAUGAGUGAGACCAAAAAAAAAAAAAAAAAAAAAAAAAGUAGCUGAGCUGUUUCUGCAACAGACAUGAGGGUCACAAGAGGAGGCACAGCAAAGGCUCAUGGGCUCGAAGGAGCUGAGCUCUCUAGACACACAUAACUAAUUAGGAAGCUUGGUUUGCUUUGGGGAUGAAACCCCAACCCCCUUCCCAGGGGCUGCUUUAAGUUAGCACAUCAUGAUUUCUGCUAGGCUAGGCAUUCCCGUGAGCUGACUGGUCCCAGGAACUGUUGGUAAGGGUCACUUAGGGGAUGAGAUCAACGCUCUGUUGAUAAAACACGUGUUGCUGACCACCAUGCCCCUGUAGAAGAGUCACCUGUAAGAAUCAAGGCAGACUACCAACAGUACUUCCGUCAGUCAGCUUUCUUAGAUGUAUGCUUCCCAUACAUCUACAGACCCACAGCUGGAUCUGCUGCCACCCGAAGAGGUUGCUCAUCCUUACACCUGCUUGCCAUCUGCCUGAGCAAAUGAUGCUCCAGAAAGUAGACAGACUGAUCGCCUACACCCUUCCCCAGCUCAGAGGAGCACAGCCACACUUAAGUCUCUUCUUCCACAGUGUGCAGUGAUUCGUUACUAAGUAAAUAUUUAAUGCCAACAGUUCUAACUGGGGAAACAAUUAGAUCUCACAAACUAAGUAUGAACAUUCUAACUCAGGACCGAGAAUCAAAAUUCUGCUCGGCAGACUUCUCCUUUCAGGAUGAUCGCUUUGUUCCUGGAGGACAGAGGAGGGGAAUGGCCAGAGUCUUUUUCUAGUUAGUUGUAUCUUCCUUGCUCCCUCUGCUGUCCAUAAUGUGAGUGGCUGCGGAAGUUGAGAUUCACAGGACGAGCUGAUGGGGAAUUAAGGGUCUCUGAGGUGUGUCCUUUAGCUGCUGGGAGCCAUGUCUGACCUGCUGGUGCCUAGGGCCUGCUUAGCCCUUGGUGAGGCUGAGAGUCGAGGACUGUGGGAAGCUGGACUUGAGGCUUUCUAACUUGCAUAUUCAAAUAGCGACGUUUUAAAUAAUCCAAGUUACAUUUAAAUAAAAACUGCAUUGCAAAUAUUAAAAAGCCAUUCUAGGAGAAUUCUAAAUUACCCUUACCCAUCUCUAUUUUGUUUUGUUUUGUUUUGUUUUCAGAGAAGAGACUUAGAAGUUCAUUAAGUCAACUGAACAAUGCCUUCGCAUAAAAUAAAAGCAUUGUGAAAAUUCUCCAUCACCACUGAAGAAGAAAUAAAUAUAAAGUACUUGUGA